AACCGGAAGUUAAUUCAGACGAUUCCAAAAAAAAUCACAUGACGAGGAGGUGCAUCAUAAUUUACAAGGAUAGAAUGCUGUAGAUCUUGUGACACGGGAAAAACUCAAUGAUUAUGCCGGGUCCGGAAGAAAAUGGUGUUCGGAGCACGGGGGGUCAGGUGGACGACAUGACGAUGGCCCUGAUUGAUGCAGCCAAUGAUAGGACUGAGGAAGGUCAGGAUCAAAUAUCCCAGGCUCUGUUUGACCUUGGAAAGCGCAAACCUGCCCUGGUCCUCAGUUCCUGUUACUGCUAUCUGAAAAAGCAUACAAAGCUCGUUCAGGAACACCGAGUGAUAUUACUGCAGUGUAUGGAGAAAAUUGUGAAAGAGACUUUGGAUCAAGUAGACACAGGAUUGGCCACAGAUCUCAUCAAAUUGGGGGCAAUGGAAAUGACAAUGUCAAAGGAAGUGGUGCCUGACUGGCAGAAUGCAGCCAGUGGUCUCUUGGUGGCACUAGGAGAGCAGUACUGUGACGAGGUGAUGUCGGAGAUGUUUGAAAGAUUUCAGCCUGGCACUCUACCGCAUUAUUUUGUUGUCAGGACUAUAGGCAACUUAGCGCAGGCUAAUGUUUACAGAAUGGUGCCUCACUUGACUGCUGUUCUAAGUACCACCCUUCCAAUGCUGGGGAUGGUCAAACAUGAUAACAUGAAGUGGGUGUUCUCUUCCGCCUUGUCCAAAUUCAGUGAGGCGAUCAUCGAAUAUUGUGCUAACAUUGACAAAGCCCCGGAUAAAUCCAUCACUAGGGACCGAUUCUCCCAGGAGAUUGGAUCCGCCUUUGAUGUCCUUUUCACAACAUGGCUGCAGUCCAAGGAGGCCAAGUUGCGACUGACAAUUGUAGAGGCUAUGGGUCAUAUGACACAUCUGAUGGCCAAAGAAAAAUUGGAGGAAGUUUUACCCAGAGUGCUACAGGGAAUUCUAUUAUUGUACAAGAAGCACCCUGAACCAUUCCACAUCACACAGGGAUUGUCAAAUGUUCUGGAUGCUGUGUGUAUAGAGGGGAAUACGAUACUGGAGCCACAGCUAGAGGGAUUGCUGUCAUCGCUGUUUCCACAGGUUUUCAAUCCUCCGGAUUACUCUAACCCAUUAAGCAUAAAGAACCACAAUGAGGUGCUGCGAUGCUUCGCUAUACUAGCUAGGCCAUUUUCUGGGAAGUUGACAGGAAUCCUGCUACAGAAAUUGGAGAACGGCAAUGAGAAAGUUCGGAUCGGAAUUCUGACUAUUUUCAAACAUCUCAUUAAUGCUGCAAAUGAUGCUAUGGAAGACAAACAGGAAGUGGUCGUGUCAGGACUAAAAAUGAUGCUAGCCGAACAGAACAAUAAGCUAAAGAAGAUUUUCGCACAAGUUAUCAUUGCUAUGGCUCAUCAUGGUUACCUGGAGUUAGAGGGUGGGCACCAGAUGAUAGAGUUCAUCGUCAAGCAGUGCUCCCUCCCAAACGACCCUCCAGGCAAGCGUUCACCUGACCCAGAAUAUGUGAGUAACCAAGCACUGCGACUAAUGUGUGACAACGUGCUACAACUUUUGGCGACAACUGUGGAGGACAUGGAACCGGUCUUGUGGCCAUUUUUGCUGGAGAUGAUUGUGCCAGAACAGUACACUCAGGCAGGUGGAGUGGUCUGUAAAUGCCUUGCUCACCUGGCCAACAAAAAACGGGAGGAGAAAGCAGAGGAUUACGAACUGGACUAUGAAAUGCAGGCAAAUACACCCAAACCAAAUGUCAUGAUAGCAAGAUUAAUGGUUUUAGCUGGUUGUCCUAAAAACAACAGAGAGCGAGGAACACAUGUACUUCAGCUGAUGAAAGGGAUGUCUCCAAAUCUUGAUGAUCGUCUGAUUGAUCUCUGGGACACAGUAAUACCAAAACUAAUUCAGUAUCUGGAUGAUUCCAAUAAAGAAGACAGCUGGUCACAGAAGAAUUGGGAAGAUCUCGCACUAAAGUUGCUCUCCAAAAGUUUGGAUGUGAUUGAGAGUGAAGAUUGGAUUGCAGAUUUAGGAGAAACUUUUGGGAGCCAUGUUUCACUGUACAAUUCUUACCCAGAUGAAAAGAACUUCCUAUACAAGUGUUUGGGUGUAAUAAUGAGGAAGUCUACCAAGAAAGACUUUGUCAACAAACAUUUGGAUUUGAUAUUCAGUACAGUCAAACAUACAGACCAAGUUGAAAGGGAGGGUGCAGCCAUUGCUAUGGGAUUCUGUGCAGCGUCGCAUCUGGACCCAGUCCUUGGAAAACUGGACUCUGUAGCCAAAAAUGACAUGGUCCAGAAGUCAGGUGGACUCUUCAAGUUCAUCAAGGACAAGUCUGAAGCAGACAUUGAGCGUAUCAAGGCCACGCUUAUGUUGUGUUACGGUUAUGUGGCUCUCUUCUCCCCGGUGAGCUUGAUAGUGUCCAGAAUGGAGGCCACAAUAUUACGCAGCAUCACUCCUCAUUUUGUUAAUGUGAAGACUCUUCACAGCAUUGAUCUGAAGAAAUGUAUAGUACAGUGUAUGAAUCUGAUGGGUAAAUCCUUCCAUCCAGAACGAGUUAAAAGUCUCAACUUUACAUUCUCCCAGAGGCACGAGUUCUUAGUCUGUCUGAAGAGUUAUAUGAAGGCUGAGAGUUUGACUGCGUUGACAACAGAGACUAGGGCUCUUGCAAUGAACGCCUGUGCCACACUAGUUAAACUAGAUCCCAAGUUAUCUGAGGCAGAGGAAUUUGACCUGAUUAAGACAGCCACUGACUGUCUUUAUUCUCUGCCAAAAGAGGGCGCUGCAGUGAAGAAGGGAAAACAGGAAGGGAUGGAACUAGAGGUCGAGGUUCUUCUGGAGUCCUCGUUUGAGUCACUCUAUGAUCUACUGAAGGAACUCCUCAAAAAAGACCUCACUACAGAUGGACUGGACUCCAUUUUCAAGCACAUUGUUCCAUGGUUAUUGUCCACACAUGACCAUGAACGCGAGCGAGCCCUGCGUACACUCCUUGUAUGUGCUCAUUUCCUCCUGGAGAACAUGGACCCAACGGAAAGUAAAUUUACCAAUCAAAGCACAGUGAUUGCUCGACUUGUUCCUCGAUGUACUGACCCGGAUUUAGAGGUCCGACAGCUUGCCAUAGAUUGUAUCUAUGUAUCAUUAAAAAUUGCCUCAAGGAUAGAAGGUAAUCCUGCAGAUUACAAAGAUGCUAUGAUAGACGCCAUGCCCACACUCAAAGAGAGGCUCGUGAAGGGAGACCCCAGCAUCCUAUUCAGUGUCAUUAAUGAUCUCUCAAAGGUGAUCGCCAAGAAGAUGCCAUCAGACCAAAUACAGAACUUCUUGGAGGUUCUACAGGAAGGACUCCUGGACCCUCAAUCCCAUAGUUCCUCUGGAGCGUGUGUGGUGCUGAAUGGCAUAAUGAAGACCCGCGGGACUGAGAUAAUUAAACAGGUGGAAAACAUAGUUACCUCCCUUCACAGUAAGUUGGCCACCAUCGAUUUCCCACAGACCCGCACAGGGACACUUCGCUCAAUACGGACACUGGCGACUCAUCACUUGAGCUUGGUGCUCAAAACGUUGAUCAGCUACCAACUGCCUUAUGACAGUGACAUGGUUGAGAUUUGGCAGACCCUUUCCCAGGACCCUCAAAUCACCACUGCAAUGAUUGACCAAAUGCUUGGGAUGCUUCAUAAAAGCCUGCCAUAUGAGGAGAGGAAUAAUGAGGAGGAAAUCACCAGGACAGCUACCAGUACUCCAAUGGCAGUGACAUGUGCCAUGAAGAUCAUUUUUGACUGUGAAGAGACAGAGGAGCAAGUUGUUAAAGCCUACCAUACACUGAUGGGAGCAUUGAUGCUGCGAAUAGGGUCAUCUGUCGGCGUCAAGCCAGCCAGGCAGAAAGAGAUGGAGAGAGAUGACAAACCCAAAGGGAAGAAGGCAGCGCCUGUCACCUCGAAAGUUCCCGAGCCUAGCCAGGCAGCCAUAGAAACAUUCAGAUCUUUCCUAACAAGAACAAAAAGUACUGACAUCAUUGAUAUUCUAACAGAAGAGGAAUGCUGGGAAAAGUUUGAAGAAGAGGAGAAUUACCCAGAGGCCUUCACAAUACUCACAAGGGCUAUGGUGACUAGCAGUGUGGCAGGGCCUCACAUGUCCGAGAUUGUGGCCUCACUGACCUCAGCUCUGUCUAGUCUGUAUGACCUGCAGAGAGUAGUUGUGGCUGCUUUCUUUGCAGAGCUGAUAAACCAGAAAUGUAUGGAUAAUGCUGACUUAGUGGAACUGGUGAUGAACAGUUUGUUGGGGCGUUUAGUGGACUCUUCACAUAAAGUCCGCAUGUUGUGUAUUCGGGGUCUCGGAAACAUCGCUAGUGUCGGCUCAGAACUGGUAAAGAAAUACUCUACAACUGUGCUGUCAGCCAUGAUGGCAGGAAUGGAUGACAAGGAAGAUCCUGAUGAUGACAUCACCACAGAAGCCAUGAGUGGGUUGUCACGGAUACUCUGUGAAAUUGAAGAAAGUCACAUCCGAGCUAUUCUUAUUAACGUCUCUCUGAAAAUCCGCCCAUGUUUUGAAAAGGAGAAGCCUGAUGUGAGAGCUCAAGCUAUUAUUUUAUUUGGAAAUCUUUCCCGCUUUGGAGAUGGUCCUUCUAAAGCCCCAUUUUUGGAACAAAUUCACAGCAAUUUAGUCAGUCUUCUUCUGCACCUUAAUGACCCAGAAACCAAGGUCAAAAAGGCCUGUAAAUUCUCCCUGAGACUGCUGGGACCUCUGAUGGGGUCAGAGACCAUUAAUGACAAAUUCCAGCGCCAUCUCCUGGAGGAUGCUAACCUUAUCUAUGGAGAAUUCCUAAAUGACCUGUCCAAGCUCAUGAUAGAGGAGUUUCCUGACAAGAUUAACUUUUAUGUCAUGGGGUGUGUCUCCUUCUUCAAAAGCCUGUGGUCAGAGAUUAAGAGCAAUGCUGCACUUUUUGUGGGUUAUUUGCUGGGUAAUUUGCACGAGUCUAGACAAAAUGUGAUAUCCAAAGAGCAUGUUUGUUCAGCAUUAAUCAUGUUGCUGAAGGACCAGACCCCUGCUGUACGCUGCCGAGCUGCAGAGGCCAUCAGCCUGCUGUACGAGUACUAGAUUUGUCAUGUCAAUGUGCUGGAUAACAGUUGGUUUCAGAAAGCUUGAAUCUGAGGAUGAGACCUUCUAUUUAUGGUGGAAAAUUUUCACUGACCUCUAAAACUGUGCAUUUUUGCUUUAUGAAGAGACUUGGUCAAACCUCUUGAUUUCCCAUAGUCCCAGUGCCAGCUUUAAGUUCAUCUUGUCAUUUUAUAAUAUGUGUGUUAUUGUGAUGAAAGAAAUCGUACUGUAUGAUAUUUAAUCUAACAUAUCCUGAUGAAUAAUAUAUGCUUUAGAACAAAUCAUGUGGAAGAACUACAUCAAUAUUAUAGAGACAAGUUAACAGAAAGAAUGUAGAUCAUGUAGAAAAUGGCUUGUCUGAUGAAAUUAAGAAUUGUAUAUAUUUUCAAUUAUAAAAGCAAGUGUGUAAACAAAUAUUUGCAGAAAUUGCAGUGGUUGCAGUGGAUAUACACUCUUGCUUAAUUAAUACAAGUUACCCCUUAAGUUGACCAAGACAAAAUUUAUUGAAUAAUAAACAUGUUCACCAUUGUACCUAUAACAUGAUAUUCAUCAUUCUACCUAUGAUGCGAUAUACUCCUAUUUACCCAUCAUCCAUUCUAUUUUUGAUUCAAUUCGUUAAUCCUUUUGUUAUUGAACUAAACAAAUUAAUGCUUCAUUAUUGGGCUAUUUGUGCAAUAUAUUGUUUUGGAGGUAUCUAUAGUUAAACAUUGAGAAAGUUUCAAAGCCAUCAAAUUUAAUUUCAUGUCUCAGGUUUUUCAUUCACAUGAUACAUUAUCAUUACAAUAUGUCAUUUUUGCACAUCUAAUGUGUAUCUAUUUUUCAACUUGCUAUCCUUUUGAUAAUGUUAUUUUUGGUGUUGUUAUAAAUUACUUGUUACUGGGGGGGGGGGGGGGGGGGGGGGGGGGGGGGGGGGGGGGGGGGGGGGGGCUGUACAGUAGCAUUCAGACAUCAAAAGAGUCUUCCUGAUUGUGGAAAAAUUUCUGUACACAUAGUUGUAGUCAAGACUUCCAGCUAACACCAUCUAAAUAGAAGAGUUUGUUGCAACUUUAUAAUUUGGUUUUAUUUUAAUGAAUAUUUGUACAGCUGGGUCCAGAAGUGUAUUGGGGUAUUUAUACAAUAGAAAUUUGGGAGUUACAUAUAUUAAUUUAUUUAAUGUGAUUGUUAUAUGAUUGUAUGUUCUGUUGGUAAAUGCUGUUAAAAUAUUAUCUAAAUGAAAAUGCAGUGAACAUGCAGCUAAGGCCAAAAUAAGAUUUAUCAAUAGUUUCUCAGACACUGCUGCAUCAGUUGAAAAGGUACCGCAUGGAAUUUUUUUCCUCAAUUUUUAUUUGUUUCUUUAUGAAAACAAUGUAAAUCUUGUGUUAAAGAUAUUUGUGUAAAACUUUCAGAAUUAGGUUUUAAUAAAAUUGCAAGUAUAUCUUUGAUCAAUCAAUUAUUGAAUGCAUACUCAUUCAUGUGCAAGUGUUUAAGAAUGAUAGUAUGCGCUUAGUAGUAAGUAAUGUGAAGCUAUUUUUUUAUAUAUAAAAAUAAAAAUUCUAUUUCUUAUUCUGUAUAUGAGAAAGUUAAAGGCAACUCACACUAGUCAAGUUAAAAGAAAACCUUCCUGCUUCAUCAAAAAUUUGAAAUUUUGUCCUGAGAAACUAUUAAUUUGUUUGGCCUAAUAGACAUCUGCUCUAUCAAUGUAUAACAUUGUUGAUAUUGUUUAUAUAUGAUGCAAUAUGAAAGAUGUGUGACAUUCCAAUUUCAGUAGUUUUAAUUGUUGAACGGAGAACAAUGUGAGUCCUCUUAAGCAAUAAAUAUAUGCCAACUGAC
Molecule: messenger RNA, 6890 nt
Organism: Ostrea edulis (European flat oyster)
Lineage: Eukaryota; Metazoa; Mollusca; Bivalvia; Ostreida; Ostreidae
Product: maestro heat-like repeat-containing protein family member 1
Exons: 41
Coding region: 108-5081 (1657 amino acids)
Cellular component (GO): cytoplasm
Source: RefSeq, a predicted model, not a curated record